AUGGAUAAAGUUCUUUGUACAUGUGUUUGGUGUCUUCAAGGAUCAAAUAAUCAUGGCAAAUUACAACAUCUAGUCACAUCUGUUUCUUCAACAGUUAGAUCAAUAUCAUUACCCAUCACCCUAGUAAUAUCAUUAUUAUGUAACAGUCAAGAGCCAGAUGACUUAGAAUACUAUAAAACUAUUAUAGAAAAAGAGACUUUUAGUAACAAUAGUAAAUAUAAUGAAGAAGAUUGCAAAGAUUAUAAUGAAGAUUGUGAAAAUUAUAAUGAAGAGCAUAAUGAAGAGUAUAAUGAAGAGUAUAAUGAGAAGUAUAAUGAGGAGUAUAAUGAGGAAUAUAAUGAGAAGUAUAAUGAGAAGUAUAAUAAGGAAGAUAAUGAGGAAGGUAGUGAUGAAGAUAGUGAGGAUAGUAAUAAGAAAGGUAGUAAGGAUAGUAGUGAGGAUAGUAAUUAA
This is a messenger RNA of Scutellospora calospora, 450 nucleotides long. NCBI's taxonomy places the organism in Eukaryota, Fungi, Glomeromycota, Glomeromycetes, Diversisporales, Gigasporaceae. The record is from the annotation of a GenBank genome assembly.